Messenger RNA from Peronospora matthiolae, 297 nucleotides. The record is from the annotation of a GenBank genome assembly. Lineage: Eukaryota; Oomycota; Peronosporomycetes; Peronosporales; Peronosporaceae.
AUGCUGAUGGGUGCUCCUGUGAGUUGGGGAAGCAAGAAGCAGUCAAGUGUGUCGCUGUCGACGAGUGAAGCGGAAUACAUCGCACUGAGUCUGGCCAUCCAGGAAGGCAAGUGGGUGCAUCGCCUGCUAUGCGAGAUUUUGGCGGCCGCAAACGAACCAGGACCGGACCUCGUCAUCCGUGAAGACAACCAGUCGUGCAUCAAGAUGACGAAGAAUCCAGUGAAUCAUGGCCGCGCCAAGCACAUCGACAUCAAGUACCAUCACAUCCGUGAUGAGGUCAAGCUUGCGGUGAAGUGA